Caenorhabditis sp. 36 PRJEB53466 is the source of this 8833-nucleotide messenger RNA. Lineage: Eukaryota; Metazoa; Nematoda; Chromadorea; Rhabditida; Rhabditidae. The record is from the annotation of a GenBank genome assembly.
AUGACACCCUUCACCUUCUUCCACACCAGCAACGGAACCAAGAUCCGCGAAUCGUUCAACCGGGAUCAGAUCGGCCAGAUCAACGCAUUCUUCUCCUCAACCACCGGAGUUGUCAUUUUCGGACUCAUCUGGCUAUUCUGUGUCAUUGGCAUGUUCGUGGUCACUGGAUACACCCUUGCCAAGUACGAGGAGGAGAAUCAAAAUGAUCCGGAAUUGGCCAGAGAGCGUGCUCAGCAGGGACUGGUCCUUCUGAAUGCUUCGGAGGAGAUACCGUGGCGACUGUGAGUUGUUUUUUUUCUGAUGUCUCGCCCUGCGGAGAAAUCAAACUGAAGGCAAUAUGAACUACCCCAAAGUAGUGGUUGUGGCAACAUCUACCGAAUAAAGACCAUAAAAUGAUUCAUUUGCAGUCGGGUGCCAACUCUUAGAAAUCACGGACUCGUUCGCCCCGGAAGGUACUAUCGUUUUUGAUGAGCUUAUGGUAUAUAUUGUGUAAUCGUGGCAACUACUCGACAAUAAAAUUUUGAUGUGAACAGUCUCUUUUUCUCAUUUUUUUGUUGGUAAAUUCUCAGAAAUUGUCUACCAGUUUCCAGAUUUCCAUCCAUAAUAGCAUGGUUCAACUUCAGUGAUGAAUUUUGUAUUCCUCACCGGAAGCUAAUAAUUGGUCUUGCCCACGAUCCCAUCCGGUUGUUCAUCUAAAUGCUAACGAAGCGACCACUUCCUCUUCCUCUCGUCAUUCUCGGACUGCCGACCAAUGGAUAAAAUAAUGAGCUCUGAGAAAAUCAAAUCCGGACGCCAUCGCUUGUUUCAUGGAUAUAUAUAUAUAAAAGAAAACAAUGAAAUGAAAAACCAGUCGGUUUUAUGUCCGUGUUGAUGUGCUCCACUUAUUCCUGCUGAGCUCGCACGCAACCUGACUCUCAUGAGCAAUAGAACAUGUCAGUAGGGUCUUAAUCAAUCACAGGUGUUUUUGCAGAAUCUUUUUUUCAAACUAUUGCUUCUCAAAAGUUGAACAAAAAAAAUGUUUUAGUGCGAAAAAUGAAUUCGCCUAGUUUUCGGAGACUUUCAUUAACAGAAAUGUCACAAACUCCUUCGAAAGAAAAAAAUUGGUCGAAAGUUCAGCAAUCCGGCUGGCAGUUGAGAAAAACAAUGUCAAAAACACCUGCCUUUGACUGGAAAUGCGAUUUCUCAAAAUGUCAGCUCCAGACUUCAGGCACGUGUUUUUCAAAGAAGUUACAAAGUGACACACGUUAACAACUAAUUCUCCUCGAAUUUUGUUCGUCAGAACAAAACCAAAACCUGUUGUGGAACCGGAGACCAUUCAGAGAACACAAACGUGAUUCUCUAUUCUUAACUUGAACUUUCUUUGUACUCCUUUCCGUCUAUCAUCACACCGAUCGUCUAAAUCUUUCUUUUCUCAAAAUUUUCUCAGAAUGACUUUCAAAUUUAAGUUUCUCUUAUCAGUAACAACACUCUUCCCCAGGGCCGCCUGAGAUCAUUAGUACAUGAGUUUGUGUCCUUUGUGUUCUUCCAAUGUCUGCGGGACGCACCGCGCCGUCAGCUUAUUUCAUUCAGUUCAAAUCAAUCAACAGUAAUGUUAUGCACACACAUACACAAACUGUCUAGAGAAGGGAGAGAGAGAAAGAGAGAGAAAAGAAAAGAAAGGACAGGCAGACAGCGAAAGGGCAUCAUGUGUAUGUGUGCGCGUGUGUGUGUAUUGUACACCCUCUACUUCGGGGACCUCAACACCAGCCAGCCAUUGUUUUUCAACUUCUACUCUAUCUCUCUCUUUCUCUUUCUUUUUCUCUCCUUCUUCCACUUUCCCGAUUGCGCAGAUAGUAAGCGGAUAGAUAGAUACCCGGUUGAACUUUCAACAUCCCUGGGUUCUCCGUUUCAAUGGGCCAAUAGGGGAAUUUGACAGAUUUUCUGGUUAGGUUAGAUUUUUUGAUAAUUUCGACCGUUUUUUACAGCUCAGAAAAUGAGAAUUGCUUUUCGAGGUUGAAAAAACUGCAAAAUUAUGAGAAACGUUUUCCAACAUUUCUAGGAAAAAUUUCAAAAUGGAACGUUUCAAAUUCUUCUGACUUGAUGCGUACUCUGACUUCUAAGAAUCACCAUAUGAUCUGUUCAAAUUCAUACCAAUCAUUCUUCAUCACGUUUGCUUCUCCCUUCGCCUUACUUGAUUCGUUCCGGCAGCCGACCUUGGCCUGCCCAUGCCUUUCGAGAGAAGAUAGUAUCAAUUUGACAGACCUCCAAUCCUAUGCCCCUAUUUGCCCGUCCAAACGUUUUUUGCGCAAUCAUGUUGAACAAGUGUCUCAAAUGACUGGGAACAGAACAGAACAGAACCAGUAAGAGUCCAACCGAUCCGAUUAUUCAAAUUCGACCGGUUCUGUGCUGUUCUUGUUCUGCCGGUGACGCAGGGGGUGCAAAAUAAAAAUACAGAUGGACGGAGUCUCUCAUCAUCAUCAUCGGAAACCAAUCGGUGUUCAGUUCAUCAUCAUUCACAAUUCCCCCGUCGGUCCGCCAUUUCGCUAUACAUAAAAUGCCACCGCCAUAACAAUCUGUGUUGAUUUCAUCGCAUCGUUAGGCAAUCCGAGAACGGCAAGCAUUUUCCCAUUUCUCAAUUUUUAUUUUGUCAUGAGGCUCGGCUCAGUGACUCACUAGUCACCAACAUUUGGUUUUUUCCGAAUGUAAAGGGUAAAUGAAAAAGUGUUCAUUGAUGUUUGUGAUUUAGUCUAAAUUCAUAAUAACAACGUUCUAUUUGACCACCUAAAACAAAGUCCGCCGUCAAAAGUCAUUGGUCCGUGACACAAGAAAAGACGAGAAAUCAGAGCACAUCUGUCGCGUUUUUCUCUGUUCUCCUUUUCAUUCGUUUCGUCCUUCUCACUUCUCGCCAACAAUUUGUCCAUUUCCUCACAUUUUCCCGAGGCUAUUUGUGCUAUUCUUGCAGUUUUUGCGGUUUCAUCGGCCGAAAUGUGUUUUUGUUUCAAUUUCUUCAAGGAGAAGCGAUGAAAAAACAUGAAGGGGAGCGAGAGGACGGAUGCAUGUAUUACGUGUCAAAGAGGGGAGGGGGAGAGAGCGGGAGAGAGUCCCCCGUCCGUCCGUCCCACGCUAAACGAAAGCCCAAGCGGUGUCCUCCGAGAGUGUCCCCUCCACGUUUGCCUUUUUCGCCCUUUCCCCAUUUUCCCAAUUGCCGACUUGUUCGAUCGAGGUCCGCUGCGCAUUCAUUUCGAGUUUACCCAGAAAAUAUAAAAUGAACAACUAGUUUUUUUGCCGAAAAACAAUGUGAUCAGUAAAUCUGAAACGGAGCGUUAUAUUUCAUCCAAUUCUUAGAAAAUUCUAUCUUGUCGGCAGCUGAAAAAGUGUUGAAACAACGCCCACUCAGCAUUGGAGCUUGUACCUUUUUCCCUCUAUUUUCCCUCUUUUUCACUUCAACUAUUGUAUACAAACCGAUUAUUCGUUCGUUUCUCUCCGGUUUCACAACAAACUUUCCAUUUUUCAGACUAGCGAAGGGUAUGGUCUCAAGCACAGCGAUGGCCAGAAACACGUCACCCGUCAGCGAGCGAUACGGGAAACCGUCGACUUCUUCGAUGGAAGAAGACUUGGAAAUUGAGCAAUCGAUGCGAAACGCGUCUAUCAUCGAUCAUCAGUAUGAGCCAGUGAGUUUUGAUUCUAAAAAAUUGGCAUUACUACGUUCGAAAUGCAUUUGAUAACAACGAAAAAGUCGAGAAAAACUGCGAAAUUUUCCUAAUUGUGCUAUGAAGGAGCUGUACUUCCCACGACUCCACCGAUCAUUUCAAGCAACUUUGAAAGUACCCGACCACAUCAUUAGAACAUUUUUCGGACAUUUUCUCCAACUUGUUUACUAAAAAUGAUUGCUAUUUGCGGGAAUCUCUAAUUGCAUGACUGAAAUGUUCAACCGUUUGGACACAAACUUUGGAGGCUUCUUGUCAUGGGUUCCAAGUUUCAGACUGAUCGGACUAGAGAAAAAAAAUUAAAUUGCAAGUGAAUCCUAAAUCCCGGCCAAAAAAAACCUGGGCGGCUUUUUUUGCUCAGCCCUGGGUUGUCCCUAAUUCACUGGAAAUUCUUGCCCAGUUUGUUGAGAAAGUUCAAAAAGAUGCACCCAGAACCAAAGAAAAAACGUCUGCAAAACUGAAGCAUUCUCUUGAGAGUUGAGAGAGAAAGUUGAAAAGAAAAGAGAUUAUCUAGUCGCCCCUUUAUCCCCAUUCUUCUUCGUUUUUUCGUUCUCAAGAGAAGAUGUGCAGCUGGAGGCAAGUGUCUCGAUACGCACAUUACAAGGCGUCUCUUGUCAAGUCCAUUGUCUUUUCCGGUCGUGCUCUUGUUCCCGAUGAUUCAUUCAUGAGAAGUUUGGGCGCAAAUGUUUGAAGUCUGCCAGCAAUGCGACAUUUUGUAGAGUUAAAUUGGAAGGCAGACGCUUUCUGUUCAAUUUCGAUAGGUUCAUUAUGAUACGGAAAAAGAAAGAAUACCGACGUUAUUAGUUCAAAUUUAAUAAGCGUAAACUGCCAAAAACAUGUAUUUUUUCGUUUUUUUUUUGCCUUUUACGCCAAAAAAUUUCUGUUUUUGAGGUAAUGCAGGUGAUUAGCUUUGAAUAUUUUCAGCAUGGCACGUUUACUCACUAAGCGCAAAACGCAAUUCCUGUUCAAUAAAAUCGUGCGAGUUUAAUGACCAAAUCAGGUGUCAGUCAAUGCAAUUUCCAACCUAUUCCAAUCAAUCAAGUGUUGAUUCGAUUGAGACCAAGUUCCCAACUAAUCGAGAAGUAUCGUCUGAUAAGCGAUGGCCUUGCCGCUCCUUUGAAAGACCAUCUCGUUCUCCGCGCACUGAUCCCAUUUCCGCCUCCGACGUUUCUUCUCGUUCAUUCUGAGUCUCUUAGGUCUUUACACUACCUUCUUUACCUAUCGAUUGAUUAUUUGUAUUGUUGGCCAAUGGUCAGUUGCGCGACGCACCCCGCGCACCUACGAGAAUUGACUCUUGCCGUGUUUUCCGGAAGAAAAGCAUUCUUACACUCCCCCCCCCUUUCCUCUUUCCGUGAGGUGUUUCCGUUUUUUGCUCUUCUCGUGACACUCUCGGCCUCCUUUUUUAGUUACACUACUUAUGUAGAAAAACGAAAACGCAUUUUUCCGCUUGUUGAGUCCUUUCUUGAACAUUUUGUCAUUUUGUGUUUCUGUGGAACAUACGAAAAUCGUAAAAUUGAUAAGACAUUGAGAAUGUACACCGUGUAACCAACCACCCAAUUUCAUCUUAUCACUGCUAGCCGUACCCGGAAGACCUGAAAAUGUACUUUUUGAGUAAUUUCUCUUGUUCAGAUCCAGACCACAAUGAAAACUGGUUUUUGUGUUUAUCCAAUUUCUACUCGGCCAUUAUUGUUCUUUGUGUACUUCCUUUUCACACUGGUUUCUACAAAUUGAUAAUAUCUGAGAAAUUGUUUGUACUCAUGUGAAGCCACAUUUUUCAGGAGCAAAACAAGGAUCGUCGUAUCUUGAACGCUUUUGAUCCGGCGGAUAAAAGCUCAUUUUCGGAUAUGAUUCACAUCGAUGUGCCCGAUACGAAACAGCUCGUGGAAAGAUCCGAUGGAGUCACAAAGUACACGGUAUGCGUCACAUAAAACUUCAAAAUAAUGCUCAAAAAUUUGGCCAGUAGCGGAACAUGAGAGCAACUUGACAGAAAUCUAAAAUUGCGCUAAGAUUAGGACAAUUUUUCAACUUCUCAUCCAGAACCUGAAAGUAUUGAAUUUUGAAACAUUUUAUUUUUUCAGGCCUACAAUAUCCACAUCAACGGCUGGUACCAUGGUUCCGUUCGAUUUAGUCAUUUGUACGAGUUCGCUGAGCUUAUCAAACAGAAAUUUUCGCAAAAGUACAAAGGACCCGAAUUUCCAUCCAAGAAACUGUUCAAAUUAGAUGCCAAAGCAGUGGAUGAGCGCCGACAGAAAAUUGCGAAAUAUUUUCAAGCGUGUGAGUGCGAAACAUGAGAAUUUCAGUGCAGUUUGCAAUUGUAUUUCAGUGGUUCAACACCCGGAAGUCGCUCGUCAUUACUUGAUCGAAAAGAAACUGUUAGGAUUCCAAAUUGUGAGUGGAAAAUACUCAAAAAAAUGAUAAAAGCCGAUGAAUAUGCGUGGUUUUUUUCAGGAUUCAUUCCGUGCUACAAGUCAAUACGUCUCACUGGACAUUUACGUUGGCAACGGGGAGAAAACUACGAUCAAGUGUCUGGUCUCUGAUAGCACUCUGGAGAUUAUGAAGGUAACAGAGUUACUCUAAAUAAUCUGGCUCUGAAUCGUCUUAUUUCUUCAGAUUCUUGCCGAAAAACUUGGUUUCAAGAACAAGGACGAGUUCAUCUACCACUUCGGACUAUUCAUGGGCAAGGGAAGAGACCCGACGGCGGCCUGCUACUCGGUCACUCCGGAUAAUUUUGACCCUCUAUGUUAGUUAUUUUUCCAAUUUGACAUCUGAAAACAGACAAGCUCAGUGCUGGGCAAAAAGUCCGCCCUAGCUUUCAGAUGGCUUUCUGAGGGCUCUCCGGACCAGAUAAUCCGAUCGGUUGGAAACUUGAACCUAGCAUACUCACAUACAAUUGAAUUGUUUCCUGUGGGUUGAAAGCCCUGGCCCGUAUUUUGCCAAAGGUUGCUAAAGCCCAUCAAUGAGAUCUAGCCCGUCAAAGAAUAUUGGAACUUUACAAAAUUAUUGUCUUUGCAAAGUUCCGGGCUGUCAUUUUGACCUCAUAAAAAAUUGGAUGCAAAAUUCUGAAGGCUCUUUUAGUUCCCGACAGCUCGUUACAUUUUUCAUUCAAAAACUCGCUUUCAGUGACCCGAUUCCUGCGUAACUUUGAAGCUCCGUUCAUCUCGCUGAGCACGGCCAACCAGAAGUACAUGGAAAAUGGACAUUAUCAGUUUCUGUGUGUCAGGUAUGUUUCCCAAGUACAGAAACAGUGUUCGUGUGAGAUUUGCUGUAAUUUUUGCCCGAUUGCUUUCCCUCAAAAAUAGCCGGAGCCUAAUUACUGAUGUUGACAUCAGACAACGAAAAUAUUUUUCACUUAACAAAAAAACAAGAAUUUGGCCCGAAAAACAAGUCGAGAAAAGGAAGAAUUAGAAAUGAAAAAGCACACGCGAAGGCUUAAGCUUCUUCCCACGCAAAUACACGUCAUUCAUGUUUGCAUGGACUUGCUCGCCAUCUUUUUUGUUGAUUGACAAUAAAAAUUCCUACCGAAAGCUCUGAAAUUGUCAAUGAAAAUAUGGAAUGGGGGGAUUUGAAGAAGGAUAAGUUUUAAAAAGCGAUACCUUUUGUGAAACAAAGAGAGAUGAUUCAUGUUAAACUUGUAUAUUUUUCCAGAAAAGUGAUUUGGGAUCCGAGAAUCGAGGAGCCGCUUCUGGAUGACUCGUCUUUUGUGGAUCUUCUGUACAAACAGGCAGCACAAGACUACAAAAAUGGCCAUUUGCAACCGAUGAAAGAGGAGCUCGAGUACAAGUUGAAGGCAACGAUGCAGAGAAACGACAGAAUUCAGGUGAGACUUUUUUGUAGGAAAUUCAGAAAAAAUCACAAAUUUGCUUAUACUUUCUGGAAGAAAAACAACAACUUUUUCAGUUUCUCCGUACAUGCCAUGUCCUGCCCACAUACUCUUACGAGAUCUUGUCCAACUGCGUCUGUGACUACCCAAAACCCGGAACAGAAUGCGGCAUCAAGUUCGGAAGACGGCAGAUUGUGCUGACAGCGAAGGACGAUGCAGUAAGCGCAAAAAACCAUCACAAAGACGGAACAAAGUCAUAUUUCAGGGCGUGCCCAAGCCUAGCUUGUUCCGUGCGACCAGAAUCCGUGUCUGGAGAAUCACACAAGUUUUGGACCACAUCUCGUUCCAAUUCGAGUACCUCAUGGCCAAAGACACUUUCGAAUGGAUCACACUAGAUACUAAUCAGGUGCGUAGGCGUAUCAGUGUAAAAAAAGGAAAAUAUUCCUAUUGGAAUAUUUGUUCUGGCGAAUCAAUUAGGUUAAAAUGAAUGCAAUUUAUUCAGAGCAUCCUUAUGUCUCUUCUUCUCCAAUCGAUUGGUUCGGAAAUUUUGUAUGAACACAAUAAUUUGACGAUCGAGCAGCAAGUUAUGAAGGAGAAACAUUCGAAAGGAAACUUUGUGGAGAAAAGCGAAAAAUUGCCGGCAAGUCUUCAUUUUUGUGUAGAUUUUGUGCAAAUCUAAAAUUGACAUUGUCGCGUUCUCGGAGGAAGAUGAGGGUCUGGGCAAAAAGGUUUUCCGAAAGACUGCCGAGGCCUGAAUUUUUGACCCAGUCCGAUCGGACCAAAACUUUGUAGGCUUCUUGGAUUCGUAUUGAAGUAAAUUGGGUCCACGUUUAGGACCGAUCGGAUUUUUUUACCUCAACAUAUCUCGGGACCAAGUAAUCCGAUCGGUCUGAAACUUUUACCCAAGAUACUCCAAUUUAAGUUCAAGAAGCCAGCAAAGUUUGGGCCUAAUCGGAUUAUUGCAAGUGGGCCAAAGCUCCAGGCUUCGACAGUCUUCGAAAAGCCUGGGCUGGCCUCGACUGCAGUCCUGGUUGUAGUCAAAGAAACGAAAUAGAAUCCGGUCUUUUCUGCCCGACACGCUAUCUCUCAAAUACUAAGCCAUGCUUUGUUCCAGAGAGAUCCCAAAAAACCAAUCAUCGUGCUGAAAAACGCGGUUGAGGACACGGAUCCAUUGGGAGUGAUGGAACAUUACCACAACUACAACAGAAUGCUUACUACCAUCUCGGUUAGUGAAAAACGUGGAAUUGACAUGACAAAGACCAGUUUUCAGGACGGCAUUCCACAGAGAAAUCAAGCAUUCGUCGACAUCACUAAUGAUGACCUAUAG